GCCCGCCUGGGCGCGCAGGGCAAACGGGUCGUGCUAGUGACGUCCGGCGGCACCAAAGUGCCGCUGGAAGCCCGGCCCGUGCGCUUCCUGGACAACUUCAGCAGCGGGCGCCGCGGGGCCACCUCGGCCGAGGCCUUCCUGGCCGCGGGCUAUGGGGUCCUGUUCCUGUACCGCGCUCGCUCCGCCUUCCCCUUUGCCCACCGCUUCCCUCCCCAGGCCUGGCUGUCGGCGCUGCGGCCCUGCAGCCCGGCCGCUGCGGGCGUACUGGGCCUGGAGGUCGAGGAGAACGCCCUCCCGGGCUUCGCCGCGGCUCUGAGGAGCUACCAGCAGGCGGAGGCUGCCGGCACCUUCCUGGCGGUCGAGUUCACCACUUUGGCGGACUAUUUGCAUCUGCUGCAGGCUGCGGCCCAGGCGCUCAGCCCGCUAGGCCCUUCUGCGAUGUUUUACCUGGCUGCGGCCGUGUCAGAUUUCUAUGUUCCUGUCUCUGAAAUGCCUGAACACAAGAUCCAGUCAUCUGGAGGCCCACUGCAGAUAACAAUGAAGAUGGUGCCAAAAAUGCUUUCUCCUUUGGUUAAAGACUGGGCUCCGAAAGCAUUUAUAAUUUCCUUUAAGUUGGAGACUAACCCCUCUAUUGUAAUUGAUCGGGCACGGAAUGCUUUGGAAGUUUAUCGACAUCAAGUGGUGGUGGCUAAUAUCCUUGAGUCACGAAGGUCCUUUGUGGUUAUUGUAACCAAAGACUCAGAAACUAAGUUAUUGCUAUCAGAGGAAGAAAUAGAAAAAGGCAUGGAGAUAGAAAAGAAGAUAGUAGAUGAUCUUCAGUCUCGACACACAACUUUUAUACAAGACAAAAACUGAAGGAUCAAAAACUAUAGGAUCAAAAAUUGUUCAGUGGACCAGGGCUCUUACAGAUGGUGAGAACUAGAAUAAAUCCAUUGCUUUCAUAAAGACAGAGAAAAUGAAGGGAAAAAGCAGUGAGUGGUGUGCAGGCAAAUAUGGUUUGCUCUGUGUCUUUUAAAGGUCAUUUCAUACUCAUUAAAAAUGAAAACAAAAGCAAAGCAACUACGCGACUGACCCACCUGACACACUUACCUGAAUGUCAUCUUGAUUUUGAAAGUGAACAUGAGCUGUUUCUCACCCUUAAAAAAAGAGCUUAUUGGGAAUUAUAUUCCUUAAAAUAUACCUGUGGGACCUGAAUAUCAACUGCCUUCAUGCUAUGAAGUGGAUUGUGGAUUCAUGAGUGGCCAUGUUUUGAAGAUCAGAUAGUUGUUGAUGCCUACUAUAUGGUAGGCCUUGAUGAUUAUGAGGAUUAAAAAGAUGAAUAAACAUGUCUAGUUUGGGAAAUGGAUAUAUAAAUUAAGUGCAAUAAAGUGUGUGCCCAAAAGCU
Molecule: messenger RNA, 1384 nt
Organism: Miniopterus natalensis
Lineage: Eukaryota; Metazoa; Chordata; Mammalia; Chiroptera; Miniopteridae
Gene: PPCS
Product: phosphopantothenoylcysteine synthetase
Source: RefSeq, a predicted model, not a curated record